UGUGAUCGUUUAUCUUCCCCCUCAAUUUAAUUUUCAACAGAACGUUGAUUUCUACCGCUGUAACCGUACAUUUGUUUCACAUAGCUAAGGCACUUCUCACUUGCCGAAUCACUCAAAAAUACUUCUGUGGACCGGAUAUCUCUAGCCAGUAAUCACCAUGCCUAAAGACAAGAAAAUUCAGAACGCUUUCAAACGUUCAGAAGUCCAUCGGAAAACAAAACGUGAAAAAGAACAAGCCAAGCUCCAACGCCGUCUUGAGAUAAAAAAGGCUGAAAAAGACAAAGUAACUGGGGCUGCUCUCCGCGCCGAGCGUUUGUCAAAGAAUAUCCCUGUAACCCUCGAUAAUACUCGUGUUUACGAUUCCAGUUCGUAUCUUACAGCAAAUCCUGCAUCCCUGCAAAACUUGGCUCAGGAGGCGAAAGAAGCCAGUGCAUUGAUCAAUGAGAAUGAUCUUAUGGGGAAACAACCAUCCAAGGAAUUAAGUAACAGAGAAGAUAGCGCCGUUUUAACAUCCGGCCCGUCAAGUGACCAAGAAGAGGAUGCGGACGGGUCAAGUGAAAUGUCUGAUAAGGAAAUCGAAGAAAAGCUGGAUGGAGAAGAUCAAGAAGCCUCCGCAAUGCGAGACAUAACUACUCAAUCACCACCCCGUAUCUUGAUCACCACAUCACCGUCUCCUUGCAAACAAACUUAUCAGUUUUGCGAUGACUUGAAAAAUGUUUUUCCGGGUGGAGAAUUCUUCAAAAGGCCAAAGGGUAGAGGAUUUGAAAUUGGCAGGGUGUCCAGAUGGGCCAGUAAAAGAGGUUAUCGAGCUUUGAUUGUUGUAAAUGAGGAUCAUAAAAUACCCAAUGCUAUCACCUUAAUAAACCUGCCUUCCGGACCCACCGCAUACUUCAAGCUUUCCAGUAUAACACUUUCGUCCAACAUAUACGGGCAUGCUCGUCCCACUCCCCAUUCCCCGGAGCUCAUACUGAACAAUUUCACUACCCUUCUUGGAAAUAGUGUUGGGCGACUGUUUGGGUCCCUUUUCCCACCCCAGCCGCAAUUUCGAGGGCGUCAAGUUGUCACUUUGCAUAAUCAACGAGAUUUCCUCUUUUUCCGUCGCCACAGGUAUAUGUUCCCUUCUGCCACUUCGGCCAAACUCCAAGAGAUUGGUCCGCGCUUUACCCUAAAACUUCGAUGGCUUCGAAAAGGCCUUCCAUCUGUCACGGCUCCCGACGGUCACGCCUCUAUUGGCGGGGAUCCUGCGGACGAAAUAUACGGAACUGAAGUUGGGCCCAGUAAGGAGGAAAUUGCACAAGAUGAGUUGGAUGAAGAAGAUGAGGCACUGAAAGAGAUUGGGCAACCAGCCCAGAAAAAGAAUGUUUAUGAAGGGACCGAAGUGCCUCCGCUCGAUGAGGAGCAGGAGUAUGAGUGGAAGUGGAAGCCGAAGAUGGAAGUAUCGAGGAGAACCUUCUUUUUAUGAUGCAAAAUUGAUCAUCAUAUCGCCUCAUCAGAUUCUGGCCAACCUCCUGUCCAAGAUUCACAUGUUGUUCGGCGUCAUCUGACUAUUAUGAUAUCUAUAGACAACCCGCAAGCUGCUUCUCAUCACCUAGUCUAAGCGUUCCGAGCGCUGGCAACGCAAGAUUGUGGCGACUCUCAAAUGACUAUAUGAUGGGAAUGACAGAGACACAAUCCCGCUUCUUUUGGGGCAUCACCUGCUUGUUACUGUUAGACACAUUAGGCAUGAAUACAAUCUUAUCAGCC
Messenger RNA from Cryptococcus deneoformans JEC21, 1743 nucleotides. RefSeq lists its product as hypothetical. Gene Ontology annotation, molecular function: rRNA primary transcript binding. Gene Ontology annotation, biological process: maturation of LSU-rRNA; maturation of 5.8S rRNA. The transcript has 7 exons. The record is from RefSeq and is a predicted model, not a curated record. The coding region runs from base 158 to 1462 and encodes 434 amino acids. NCBI's taxonomy places the organism in Eukaryota, Fungi, Basidiomycota, Tremellomycetes, Tremellales, Cryptococcaceae. Gene Ontology annotation, cellular component: nucleolus; preribosome, large subunit precursor.